This is a messenger RNA of Octodon degus (degu), 951 nucleotides long. RefSeq names its product olfactory receptor 12-like. The record is from RefSeq and is a predicted model, not a curated record. Gene Ontology annotation, biological process: sensory perception of smell; G protein-coupled receptor signaling pathway. Gene Ontology annotation, cellular component: membrane. NCBI's taxonomy places the organism in Eukaryota, Metazoa, Chordata, Mammalia, Rodentia, Octodontidae. Gene Ontology annotation, molecular function: odorant binding; G protein-coupled receptor activity; olfactory receptor activity. The coding region runs from base 1 to 951 and encodes 316 amino acids. The transcript has a single exon.
AUGAGCCACCAUGGAAAUGGGAACCUCUCAGGGGUGCUCUGGCAGGAGUUUGUGCUCGAGGGCUUCCGGGGCAGUGUGGAGACCCAGGCCCUGCUCUUUGCUGUCUUCCUGGUCCUAUACACUGUGACCAUCCUGGGCAACCUCACCAUGAUAGCAGUCAUCACCCUGGAUGCCCAGCUGCACUCCCCCAUGUACUUCUUCCUCAAGAACCUGUCCUUCCUGGACGUCUGCUACUCAUCUGUCAUUGCACCCAGAGCCCUGGCCAACUUCCUCUCCUCCUCCAGGGUCAUCAGUUUUGGAGGCUGUGCUACCCAGCUCUUCUUUUUCUCCUUGUUUGCUACCACUGAGACUUUCCUGCUGGCUGUGAUGGCCUAUGACCGCUUCAUGGCCAUCUGCAGCCCCCUGCGCUACCCCGUGACCAUGUCCCCCAUGAUGUGUGCCAGCCUUGUUCUCAGCUCCUACUGUGCAGGCGGCCUCAACUCCAUCGUGCAGACCAGCCUCACGUUCCAGCUCCCCUUCUGCCGCUCCCACCACAUCGACCACUUCUUCUGUGAUGUGGCCCCGCUGCUGCAGCUGGCUUGUGCUGACAUAUCCAUCAAUGACUUUCUGUUGUUUGGCCUCUGUGGCUUCAUCAUUGUCAGCACUACAGUAGCCGUCCUUGUGUCCUAUGGCUACAUCACGGUGACCGUCCUCGUGAGGCAUUCUGGAUCCAGCAGGCCAAAGGUCUUCUCCACCUGUGCCUCCCACCUCACCGCUGUGUGCUUGUUCUAUGGAACGCUGUUUGUCAUGUAUGCGCAGCCAGGGGCCGUGGAGUCCAGGGAGCAGGGCAAGGUGGUCUCCAUCUUCUACACCCUGGUCAUCCCGAUGCUCAACCCCCUCAUCUACAGUCUGCGGAACAAGGACGUGAAGGACGCUCUGCGGAGGCUGCGGCAGAGACGGGCGACCCUGUGA